Betta splendens (Siamese fighting fish) is the source of this 8811-nucleotide messenger RNA. RefSeq names its product myosin XVI (gene myo16). The record is from RefSeq and is a predicted model, not a curated record. Gene Ontology annotation, biological process: neuron projection morphogenesis; phosphatidylinositol 3-kinase/protein kinase B signal transduction; negative regulation of G1/S transition of mitotic cell cycle. Gene Ontology annotation, cellular component: nucleoplasm; myosin complex; perinuclear region of cytoplasm. The coding region runs from base 438 to 6290 and encodes 1950 amino acids. Lineage: Eukaryota; Metazoa; Chordata; Actinopteri; Anabantiformes; Osphronemidae. The transcript is spliced from 35 exons. Gene Ontology annotation, molecular function: actin filament binding; ATP binding; cytoskeletal motor activity.
GAGCAUUGCGUCAUCGGGGGUGUGUUGUGCGGGAGGCGGGCCCAGCCUCCUGUCAGUCAGUGACGUGAGGGGAGCACGUGCGCCGGUCAUGGCUGUGAGGACGCUGUGCGGCAGUCUUCUGUCUGUAGGCAAGGCGAGCUAGACACCGCCGCAGCUCCCUUCGCCGACGGGCGCCCGGCGAGAGUGCAUGUGUGCGUGUGGGGGUGUGAGUCUGCAUGUAGAUGCUGCACGGGCUGCAACCGGAGCCGCUGCUGCUGCCGCUGCUGCUGCUGCUGGUGAAUAAUGUAGACAGGGGCACAGUGUGGAUGGCAUGCAGGGAGCUAGAUUAAUAAUGCAGUCUGUGGAGGACAAGGCUGGGUAUUAGUUAGUCCUGCUGGAACCUGUGGCUGCCUGCUGCCCGCCCGCCUUCCUUUCGAUCCGGCUGACUCUCUCAGAAAAUGUCUCACUACCAUUUCAUCAAAUGCUGUUGUUUCCAGCUAUGUAAUGUUUUUCGUCAGAACAUGGAGAUAGACCAGUGUCUGCUGGAGUCGCUCCCCGUCGGCCAGCGCCAGCGGCUGGUCCGGAGGAUGCGCUGCGACCAGAUCAGGGCCUACUACGAACGGGAGAAGGCCCUGCAGCGGCAGCAGGGGGCCGUCAAGGUCCGAGUCCCGUCGUCCCGCCGCAAGAAGCAGCGCGUCCGCUUCGGCCUCAGCGACGUCCUGCAGGACGCCGUCAUUCGCCGCGACGACAGAGAAGUGCUGCGUCUUCUGAAGGAGGGAGCCGACUACAACGCUCCUGUUUCUUCGGGGGGAUCUUUGCUCCACCUGUGCGCCCGCCACGACAACGUGUUCGCGGCGGAGCUCCUGAUGGAGCGAGGCCUGAACGCCAACCAGCAGGACGAGGACCUGUGGACGGCCCUGCACGUGGCGUGUGCGUGCGACCACGCGGACGUGGUGCUGCUGCUGCUGCUGGCUGGAGUCAACAUUAUGCUGCAGGACGUUAAUGGAAACAUUCCUCUGGACUACACCUCAGACGGAACCGAGAGCAGCUACAUCCUCCGGAAACACCUGGAGGAAAACGGCGUCGAUGUGUCAUCCAUUCACGCCAUGAAGACGCAGAGACCCAGCACCAUGUUAUCUGACGUCAGGCAGCUCGUGGCCUCAGGAGAAAGCCUCAAUCAGAGCAACGACGACAGGGUGACGCUGCUCCACAUAGCGUGUGCCAGCGGAUACAGGGACGUGGUGCGUGUGCUGCUUGAGAAUGGAGCCGACCCCCAUCCCGCCGACAACAACUUCUGGACCCCUCUGCACCUGGCUGCUAAAUAUGGACAGACAAGCAUCGUUAGCCGGCUCCUGAGGCACAAGGCAAACCCGACUCUCAUAAACUGCAACCAAGACAAGCCCUCAGACCUUGCUGCAUCAGAGCCCAUAGCUGAAAUGCUUCUUAAAGCAGAGGAGAGCUGGCUGCAGAGCCUGAAGGACCCCUCCGCUGCAGCGCCCCCUGCUGACCAGCGCUACGACGGCGGCUCGCACGACCUGAACACCCCUGUGAAGAACCUAAACCCCCUCGGACUCCCCAUUGCCAAGCGCGACAGCCUCCUGGAGAAGUGCGCCAUGUUCAGGGAGGCGGCUGGAGCGCUGAGCCGCCAGCCAUCCCAGGACAACGGCCUAGAUGGCUCGUUGGGGUCCGGAACCAGUAAACUGGAGCAGGUCAAGCUCAUGCCUCCGGCCCCCAACGAUGACAUGGCGUCCCUCAGCGAGCUGACGGACAGCAGCCUGCUGUAUGAGAUGCAGAAGCGGUUCUGCAACGAUCAGAUCUAUACUUACAUCGGACACAUCGUCCUCCUGGUCAACCCAAACAAGGAGCUGCCGAUCUAUUCCAGCUUGGUCAGUCAGUUGUACCUCAGCUCCACGGGUCGUCUGUGCUCCUCUUUACCCCCCCACAUCUUCUCCUCAGCAGAAAGAGCUUAUCACAUGAUGCUGCAGGAGAGACGGCCCCAGUGUUUCAUCCUGAGUGGUGAAAGCGGGUCUGGGAAGACAGUGGCAUGUAAGCACAUAGUGAGACACCUGACGGCUCGGUCCGGCCCCCAAGGCUUUGCACUGGAGCCCAGAAUGAAGCAUGUGAACUGUGUCCUCGAAGCCUUCGGUCACGCAAAGACGCCAAGGAAUAACAACUCCAGCCGCUUUAUCAAGAUGCUGACCAUCCAGUACUGUGAUAAGCGGAGGAUACCGCUCAGAGCCCACGUGUGCACCUACAUGCUGGAGAAGUCUCGUCUGGUCCAUUUGCCUCCGCACCAACACAGCUUCAGCAUCUUCUAUCUGAUGGCUGAAGGCCUGUCGCCGGAGGAGAAGAGCGCGCUUUAUCUCAACAACGUCCUGGCUCACAGGUAUCUCAGUGGAAGCCUUCCAGGGGACAGUCCUCCCGUAGCUGCAGCUUCUGCCCAGAGCAGGGAGCGCCUCGCGGCGCUGAAGCACGCCCUGCGGGUCCUGGGCUUCAACAAGCAGGAGGUCGACUCGGUGUUUAUGCUGCUUUCUGCCGUCCUCCACAUCGGGGACCUGCAUUUCACCGCGCUGACAGAUGCCGAUACGGCCUUCCCAUCGGACAUGCAGCUGCUGGAGAGAGUUGCUGGAAUGCUGCAGGUGUCCUCCAGCGACUUAAGCACCGCCCUCACCUCCGACAUUCAGUACUUCAAAGAUGAUGUCAUCACCCGGCGCCACACGGUGGAGAUGUCCGAGCAGCACAGGGACCAGCUGGCCAAGACCAUCUACGGCCGCCUCUUCAGCUACCUGGUGAACGGCGUCAACGAGUACCUGCAGGGCCAGGACGACGGCGACGGUGAUCCUGCUUUGGAAAUUGGGAUCUUGGACACGUUUGGGUUUGAAGAGUUUCAGACGAAUGGAUUUGAGCAGCUGUGCGUGAACAUGGCCAAUGAGCGGCUCAGGCACCACGUCUCUGAGGUGCUGUUCCAGCAGGAGCAGGCUGAGUGUCUGCUGGAGGGCAUUCCCAUGGAGACCCCCCAUUCCCCUGGGAACCAGCCUGCCCUUCUGGACCUUUUUUUUCAGAAGCCUCACGGCCUCCUCUGUGUGCUGGAUGAGGAAAGCCAGAGUCUGCGGCCAGUAGAACAGACCCUGUACAAGAGGCUGUCGGCCCAGCUGGACUCCAAUCCAACACAUGGCCUCUCUCUCACCACCAAGGAUGGCAAUGGAAACCCCCCCCCCAAAGACCAGGGCCCGGCCUUCACUGUCAGCCAUUACGCCGGGCAGGUUUCCUAUGACCUCACAGGAGCCCUCACAAGAAACAGAGACGUCUUUCCACAGAACCUCCUGUUCACAAUGAAGUCCACCGAGAGUGUGUUACUGCAGCAGCUCUUCCAGUCCAAGCUGACUCAGACUGGUUCACUGGUGCCAGCUGCCCAGGGCCGCGCAGGACUCCGGGGGCCUAAAGCCGCCUUGCUGCUUCACAGGAUGCCAUCAGCCGUUGUCAGUGACAGCCCUGUGCCCCAAAAGGCCCGGCGGUAUCACGACCUUCCCAAGAUCUUGAAGAAGAAAGGGUCGAGCUCGAUCCUCCAAUGGCUGGAACGCUGUGGGCCCGUCACAGUGGGUGUCCAGCUGAGGAACUCCAUGUCAGAGGUGAUCAGCAAGCUGCAGGCUUGUACCCCCCACUUCGUGGAGUGCGUCCGGCCCAACGCCGGCGCUCAGCCGGACGCGUUCGACAGCUUCCACGUCUCUACCCAGCUGCAGUACAUUGGGGUACUUGAGAUGGUGCGUGUGGUCCGGUACGGAUACCCCGUCCGCCUGUCGUUCCCCGGCUUCCUCAGCAGGUAUAAAGACCUCGUGGUCCCGAUGCUGGGAGACAAGAAGAAGUUGUCUGCAGAGGAGCGGUGCCGCUCCGUGCUGCAACAGUCCAAACUCCAGGGAUGGCAGAUGGGCAGCAGCAAAGUGUUCCUCCGAUACUGGCAGGCAGAGCAGCUCACCGACCGCUGUUACCAGCACCGCAGGAAGAUCAUCACCUGUCAGAAAGUGGCGCGCGGCUGGCUGGCCCGGCGGAGCGUCCGCCGCACGCUGUCGGCGCGGCGGGCGGAGGAAGGCGGCGUGCAGCGCUUCCUGCAGGGGGCCGAGGACAUGGGGCUGCGGACCUACGAUCAGCUGGUCCUUCAGAAUGCGUCCGACAUUGCGCGGGAGAGCGACCGCCUGCGCUGCCAUGGCAACAGCCUCGUCCACGCCGCUGGUUGCAGCCCACCCCUUGGAGAGAGGCCUGAGCCGGUGGGCAAAGAGGAGGAUCAGCCUGUGAGACGGGCCGUGGAGAAAAGUGGGAAGCUUCACGAGGGCCCUGUCAGCGGCGGCAGUCGAAUUAUUCGCCACUUUCGAUCCAGCUCAGUUCCUGCUCCCCUUGCCGUGGAGAAUGUCCACUCUUCAGCCAGUCCACCCAUCAAACCGGCGCCGCCAUACGCAGUUCAUGCCAACGACGACAGUGCAGGAUGGGGCGGCCUCUCCUCACCUCGGAAGCAACCGCCCCCCAAACCAAAAAGGGACCCCAACACUCGCCUGAGUGCGUCUUAUGAAGCAGUUAGUGCCGGCCUGGUGAUGGCAGCUAAGGAGAGCCCCACUCCAGAGGGCUGCGGGUCUCCAGCUGGAAGCCCCCCGAAGUCCCAGUUAUCCCCAACAGACCCUGCAGCCUUGUCCAAGCCCCGCCCCCACAGUGAUGACUACACAACCAUGAGGAAGGUGCCACCCCCCAAACCUAAGCGCAGUCCCAACACCAAGCUGACAGGCUCAUAUGAGGAGAUCAAUGCUGUUGCUCCCCAGCUCCACCAGCUGCGCCCCGCGGACGUAAAACUGGCCCUGCUGUCCCGUGCCGGAGGCUUUGGAGGCUUUGGCGGUUUGAUGCAGAGAGCAGCCUCCAUCGACGGCCCGCAAGGGGUGGCGCUGAGUCUGUUCCAAGGCCACGAUGAGGAUGUUUACAUAGAGAUGGUGGGCUCUCAGCCACGGGCUCGAAGCCUCCAGGAGCCCCCCGAUAGCCCGGAGCAGGCUGACUCCGAAGCCGUCUAUGAGGAAAUGAAAUAUUUCCCCUCAGAAGAUGGUGGCGCUGCUUCAGUUACCAAGACGACCAAACUGGAGGGCUUAGGCCUUGGUUUGGUGGGGCUAGGCUCGUCGCCUCCUCAGGGUGGGGAGGCCAAACGGAUGCCAUGUGCCGUGGACGCUGCCCACUCGCAGACCACAUCCGGCAGUGCUCCUCUGAAACACCAGCCUGGUAAAGAUGGAAACUGUGACAUCCCUGCUCCCUUUCCCAACCUGCUCCCCCACCGUCCACCUCUGCUAGUGUUUCCGCCCUCCCCCGUCACUUGCUCUCCUGCUUCAGAUGAGUCGCCUCUCACCCCUCUAGAGGUAAAGAAGCUUCCGGUGUUUGAGACAAACCUGAACUACGCUACUGGCCCAGACAGCCCUCUGUCUCCACAGUACGCCCGCCAAAGGGCCGACUCCUCCCCCAGCCUCACCGUCCUCAUGCCAGAGAAGAAGUCCACGCCGCCACUCACCCCUCCGCCCAUGCCUCCUCCCCCCAGUGCCCCCCCUCCUCCAUACAGACCCCCCUCACACUUCACCUUCCCGCCCGAGGCCACCUUCCUGGCUUUAACGCGAGCGGCGUCAGUCACAGGGGGUUCAGAUUCGCCCAAACCCUCCUCACAGAGGGCAGGUGGGGAUCCACUGGGGAAGCCGCCUCCCUACUCCCCAGUGAAGACGACCCGCCCUGAGCCUCGGAGAGCACACUCGUGCUCGUCCUCCCCCCUGCUGUUCAACCCAGCCAACGGCAGACCUCUGACUAGCCCCCUUGAUGAACUUAACACUCUGUUCAGCUCUGGAAGAAGCUUGCUCAGGAAGUCUGGCCGCAAGAUGAGAGAUGGAGGAUUCAAUUCUAAUAUCAAUUUGCCAGGGAGGGAGGACUGUGGCUCUGCCCCCACCUCGCCAUCCCUGCAGCUACAGGACAGGAACGCCAACAACCAGUCUUCUCACUCUCCCAGUCCCGCCCCCGUAGAAAACGGCAACCAGAUAUCCAACGGAUCGCUGGAGGACGAGAGCAACGGCAAGUCCAAUUCGUACAGUACAACGUCUCUGCACAGACACAUGGACAGUCAUCACACUCAGGUGUUCCAGCGGCUGCGUCUGUCCAACGGGGAUGACAGCGCCGCGCUGCGGGACCUCCUGCAGUGGCGGCGAGUGCAGUGUGAGGCGCAGGGUGUGUGGAAGCGCGGCGCGGCUCAGCCUCCGUCCCUGCCCCCCACACUGCUGUGGACCAACAGGAAGGCCUCUCCGUGACGGGGGCCGCGCCGCUCAAUCACAGCGCCGGCUUUCAAGUCGUCCUCGCUCUCCAGCCGCACUCGCACGCCGAUGUUUUUUUUUUUUGUUUUUUUAUGCGGACAAAGUCAUCUCAGCUCCGAGCCCCAGAGCAUGAGCGCAUGCCCUUCUACCUUAGGAAGCUACGAAGCUCGACCCCGCUGACAAAAAGAGAAACCGUGAAGGUGCACUUCCUGUGAGGGGCGUGAUGUAAAGAGUCAAACCAAGUAGCAGUGUUUGUGCGGUAGGAAGAUACGGCCCUUCAUUCCUAAACCUGGUGCUACACAUACUUGACGAGCCGUCAUGUGACCUUCGCGCCUGUGACGGCCUGCGAGUGUUUACGAGUUUUCAGCGCCUCUGAACAGGCUGCGCCGCUUUCAGGUACACAGCUCUCACUUAGCCGCCCGUGUCUGGGCUUUAAGUGCUACUGCCCCGGCAACGGGCGAUCAGGGGUCAGGGUAACCUCAGUAAUGUCCCAAGGUGCACCUCUCCUCCCCGUUGUUACCACCAACCUUUGAGGAAUGAAACCUUAUGGCCAAAAUGCAAACCGCACUUAACCUUUAUGAAGAAGGGCAUGAAACAAAGCAGAGGGGUUUUAAACUGUGUGUUAAAGCUCUAGAUGACAGGUAUAUUUUUUCAUGUCGUGAACAUGAAACUUUGUGCCAAAGUGACAUGACUUGUGGAAUACGAGUCUAACCCAACAAGCGUAGUUAUAAAACACGGAUGUACCCAGUAGAUCCCAUGUAUUCAGACAUGUACAGACUGACACAUGACCAAAUCCCAGCUGCUGCAGCGCUUCACUGGUGACUAAACGUACUAUUUAUACAGAGAUUUUAAAAAAAAUGCGCUGAAAAGAGGAAGACAAAAGCAGUUACACUUCAGAAGUAGUGACUUGUCUUUUAGUGUCUCAUGGACACGCGUGUGGUUCAGGAGACUGUGCCGAGCUCAGGACCUCACGCACAGACCGACACCGUCAUCAUACGGACGCCCCACCUCCUGCUGUGGUUUCUAUUCUCCUUCACCCCGACACACUGAACGACCCCCCAGUCCCCCAACGUCGUCUCCAUAAUACUGGCUCUACGGGUGUUACCAUGGUAACCACAAUGUAAAUAUUCACCAGUGUCAUAUGUUCUAGCUUCCGCUAUGGCAGAAAAGCACAGAGACUGAAAUGGAAGGCGAGGACGAGGGAGGCUGAGAUCCAAGAAUGUCUCGGGUUAGAUGCAAUGACCGACGUGAAGAGAAGAGGUUUAUUUUAAAAUGUGAAUGUUUUUUUUUCCAGAGUGAUUGUCUAUGGCUAUGAAAUUCUUCAUACUCUAUUUAAUAAUUGGCUUCGCCCCUCUUGACCCUGUUGUUUUGUUUCUAUGAUGCAGAUGUUUGCAUUGUCUCUGGAUGUUUUAUUGCACAGUGUCUCUGUGGUGUCCUGUCCGUCUGUAAUGGACCGGGUGUGUUUCUACAGCCUGCGUGGUCUGUGUAGAUGGGUCUGCAUCGGAGGAGCCGCUAAGGUGUCGAUAGCUGUGAUUGAUUUCUCAUUUCCCACUGAUCACGGCAACGCGUCUGAUUGAUUCAGCCUCACGAAUUAGCAGCACUGUCAAAGGCUCCAUCUCAGCUGCUUUCAGCGGAUCAAGGUGCGCAAAUGUUCUAAAGAAACUGUUGUUGGAUCAGAACCAGCGAAGCUGCGUUUUGGACUGACUGGAUGAAUGUGGAAGGGUUUUCUGUUUCACUGCCUGUGUGUGUUUUUAAUGAUUACUGUCCUCAACAGCGACUCGUGCAGUUCAUGUUUUAAAGCAGGUGAAUGACAGAAAGGUAUUUAUUGGCUCCAUCACUUCCGCCCCACGCUGUGACUGGGGUUGCAUGAGUAGCGCUGCACGGCAAAAGUAUGUCAGACAUUUUUAUGACGGCGCGAAUGAGCUGAUUCACACAAGGAUUUGGACCCAUCUGCCAUCGAGCACGACAAAGAGGAAACAAGACCAAGCUCGUCAGCUUGAAGCAGAACGUAACGGCUGUUUGAAUGCUGUGAAACCACGUUUACUGAAGAAAAGAAGAGUCCAACGUGAAGAACUGCUCCCCGCUGCACUGUGAAUCACUGCACUGUCUCAUCUGAGCCCUGGUCGUCCGUCUACAUCCACCCUUUACCUGGAACGGCCCCCGCACCCACCGCCGCCGUACGAGCCCCCGAUGAGGUCGCUCAGUCUGACGGAAGCGACCCGGCUGCCAAACUGCUCCCAGUCAUCCUGGUUAGUCAGGAAUCUGCUCUGAGAUCAGCUCUCUGGUGCUACAGCAGUGCCCCCAGCUUAUGCAUACAUGUCCAGAGAGACACUGCCUUUCAUUGUGUUGGUUUUUAUUGUAUUUUCAUUUUGUACAUGACAUACAGUAUAUUUUAACCUGUAUACAUUAGUGUUUGUGGAGAGAAAAAAAUAUAUGUAAGAUUUCAUAAUUAUUAUGUUCCCAAUGUUUUAUAAGUACUUUACCUGUACAGCAAUAAAGCACAAAUGUGUGAAUGCUG